This is a messenger RNA of Vanessa atalanta (red admiral), 2727 nucleotides long. RefSeq names its product nucleolar MIF4G domain-containing protein 1. Gene Ontology annotation, biological process: ribosomal small subunit biogenesis. The coding region runs from base 79 to 2709 and encodes 876 amino acids. The transcript has 12 exons. Gene Ontology annotation, cellular component: nucleolus. Gene Ontology annotation, molecular function: RNA binding; protein binding. The record is from RefSeq and is a predicted model, not a curated record. NCBI's taxonomy places the organism in Eukaryota, Metazoa, Arthropoda, Insecta, Lepidoptera, Nymphalidae.
UUCAUGUGUUCUAAACCACAACAAAUCUAACCUCCUAAAAGCUUAUGAACAUCUUAAAAACACGCAUAAACUUUUAAAAUGAAGAAAGUUAAACCAAAUAGGCCAAAGUUUACAAAUACACGCAAAGUUCUUCGAAAAGAAAAAAGAAAACAAAAGAAAAUCCACCGAAAAGAGCAUUAUUUGAAAAAGAAAAAUGAUCCUAAUGUUAAAACCAGUGCUGGAAAAUUUGUUAAACGCCCCGUUGAUAACUCAGAACAAAAAAGCGAUAGUAAAAAAUCACAGCCACAGAAACAGCCAACCGCACAAGAGAUUAUGAUAAGGCAGCUUGCAAAAGAGAAGAAGGAAACAGAGAAAUUGAAGUCCCUAAUGGAUUCCCAAAGAAAGCAGAUUAUGGUAAAAGCUAACGAAGAAGAGGAUAAGAUGAUAAAAAAAUUGGAAAAGCAACUUGGAUUGAACAAGUCAAAGAAUAAAAAUAAUUACUUCGCUGAUGACGGAUUGGACUAUCUUCUGGAAAUUUGUGAUAGGGCAACAUCAGAACAAAUAGUAGCUGCUGAAAAACAUUUAGCUGAGGUUGAAAGAGAUUCUGAUUUUGAAGAAGAUCUUGCAGUAGUCACUGGCAAGGAACUGCCUAAAGGCAAUGACGAAAAUAAAAAAAAUAAAAGCAAACAUAAUGAUGAUAACUCUGAAGACGAAAUGGAGACUGAUGAUGAAAUGGAAGUUGAUGAAGAAGUAGAUGAAGAGGAUGAUGAUGAUGAUGACAAUGAAUUUGGACUUGAUGAUGACCAAUUUGAAGAUGAUAAUAGUCAGGCAGAAGAUUUUAAUGAUGAGAACUUUAGUGAUGAUGAAGAUGUAAGUGAACACAGUGAAUCAGACAAUGAAAAAGAUAACAAAAAAUCAAAAAUAAACAAAUUAGACAAAAAAUCUAGCAAAAUCAAAAUUGUAUCUGAAAAAGAUAUCAAUAAAGUGUUUAGUGAAGAUGAAGUGUCACACUUAUCUAGUGAUGAAGAUUUGGAUGGAGUUUCUGAUGAAGAUAAUAAAGUUGAUGAAGUUUCUAGAAUUGAUAAGACUGAAAAGCCAGAUGUGUGGGAAGAUAUCUAUGGUAGGAAAAGGGAUAAAGAAGGCAAUAUCAUCAAGGAAGAGAAAGGAAUUUAUAUUCCUCCACACUUAAGAAAUAAGGAUUCAGCUUCUGAUAAGCAAUUAGCACAACUGAAACGUCAGAUAAAAAGUGUUCUUAACAAGUUAGCUGGUACAAAUUUACACUGGGCUUGCACAUCUAUUGAAAACCUGUAUUCACACAACAGUAGGAACUCCGUGAAUACAGCACUCACGGAACUGUGGCUUGAAGCCACGGUGAGCCCGGCCAGCACUCCGGAUCGGAUGGUCGCAGAACAUGCAGCAUUGGUGUCGGUUCUUCAUGCUAAUGUAGGAUCAGAAAUAGGAGCUCACUUCCUAGAAGAGUUAUCGAGAAAGUUUGACGAAAUGUUGGAAACACCCCAACCGGUAGAGGAUAAGCGACUGGAUAAUCUCGUAUCUUGCUUGGCACAUUUAUAUUGCUUUAAGAUCUACCACGCCUGCCUGCUGUACGACAUCCUGGCGCGCCUCGUGUCGCAGCUCAGCGAGAAGAGCAUGGAGUGCGUGCUGACGGCGCUCCGCAGUGCGGGCGGCCUGCUGCGCAGAGACGAGCCCGCCCGCCUGCGCGCCUUCAUACAGGACUCGCAGGCGCGCCUCGCGCACGCGCACCACGCCGCCGACAAGGGGUCAAGGGUGAAAUUCUUAGUAGAAGUAUUGCUAGCUGUUAAAAAUAAUAACCUGAACAAAAUACCUAACUAUGAUCCAACAUAUGUGGAACAUCUUAUAAAGGCGUGCCGCAGCGUUGUAAGACGAGGGAACUACAUCACACCGCUUAAUAUUAGAUUAGAAGAUUUGUUGAAAGCUCAUGAGAGAGGCAAGUGGUGGGUAAUAGGUUCAGCUUGGGAAGGCAACCGAAUACAAGAAGCCGAGCCGGCCGCUAAACCACUACCGUCUACUGACCAGAAACUUCUAGAACUUGCUAGACAACAGCGCAUGAAUACAGACGUUCGACGGAGUAUCUUUUGCGUUAUCAUGUCGGCUGAGGACUACAUGGAUGCCUUCGAGAAACUUCAACAUCUGGGCUUAAAAGGGCAACAGGAACGUGAGGUGGUGCACGUUUUACUGGCCUGCUGUCUGCAGGAGAAGACUUAUAACCCGUACUAUGGCGUCCUAGGAGAGAAGUUAUGUAGUUUCGAUAGAAAAUAUCAGCUAUCAAUACAGUACACGGUUUGGGACAAAAUUAAAGACCUCGAAUCGCUUUCGAAGCAGGCUAUGACGAACUUAGGGCAAUUUCUCAUUCAUCUUAUUAUGGAGAAGGGAUUGCCGCUUUCCGUUUUAAAGAUAAUACAAUUCUCAGAUCUAAACAAGAAGUCAGUAAGAUUCAUGCGCCAAAUACUUCUCGCAAUCAUCAUGAACGCUGAUCUCCAAGCCUCCCUAGAAGUCUUCCACAGAAUAUCAAAAUCUCCCAAACUACACAUGUUCAGAGAGAGUCUCCGUUUGUUUAUACAACACUUUUUAAUUAAAAACGCAGGAAAAAAAACUACGAUAUUAAGCGAAGAAGAAAUGGCAACACUGAAGGAAAGAGCAGUAGAAGUAGAUAAAAUAUUAACAAUGCACGAAACUAAGUUGAGGUUUUGAUUAAAUAAUUGUUAACGA